CGUUUACCAUACUUUAUUUUCCCAAAAGCAAGGGUUUAUACAGGUGUGAGAGCACAGUCGAACCAGUUUUCCUAGUUAUGUACACACAUCUCAGGCAGCUGCAAAUACAAAAAUCAGCUCGAGUGUAAACUGACUGUUGUUAAAAAAGCUUUCGUAAGGUCUCCGACGAACUACAGUUGUGAAGCUACUCGAAGGUAUUAAUCGGUCGUGUUUUAACUCUGUAAAACUAGACUAGUGCGCCACUCAAGAAAGGUAAAUCACUUAUCUCUCACUAUCCUGGUCAACGUUUUCCCCCUCUAGUAAGAUCAAUGUUGUGAAAAAAUAUCAAAGAUACUACAAUUCAAACUCACUCAUGGAAGGAAAGUAUACAAUUUUAACCUGGUUUUCCGUGAAGAGUUCUUAACGAAGAAAUAGUGAGGCAGACAGGCAUUGAAAUAAAUACAAAUGAAUGAGGAAAGCGAAUUAUCGUAUAUGUAACUUGAGUUUUUAUGAUAGAUUCAGAUUUUCGAAAAGAAAUCUCCCAGAAGGGGUGCGGCCUAACCCUCUGUUUUUUAGGCUGGUACAGUUUGUUAGACUAUCGUGUAGCAAUUUGUUUUGUCGUUGUCGUGGUUGUCUUUUUCCAGAGAAGAAAUCCGUUUAGUUGAGAAUGCGAGCCUUAACUGUGUUGUUAGCGUUGAUGGCUGUGUCAGCAACUUCUAAUGCAUACUACAGAGUGUGUUAUUACACAAACUGGGCCCAGUAUCGACCGGCGGGGGCCAAGUUCUUUCCAGAGGACAUUGACCCAUUCCUGUGCACACAUAUCAUAUACUCGUUCGCCAAAAUCAACCAACAGAACAUGAUUGCCAUGUAUGAAUGGAACGACGAUAAAAUGUACGUCCGAUUUAACAAUUUGAAAGAAAAUAACCCUGAGUUGAAGACACUGUUGGCUGUUGGUGGUUGGAACCAUGAGAGUGGUACUGAAAGUCCAUUCUCUCGCAUGGUGAGAACGAUCGCCACACGAAAAGUCUUCAUUGACUCUGUAAAGAGUUUGUUGAGACAGUACAACUUUGAUGGACUUGAUCUAGACUGGGAGUAUCCUGGAAAUCGUGGCAACUCUCCACCUGAGGACAAACAACUCUUCACAAUCCUUUGCCAAGAACUGCUCACUGCUUUUAAGAAAGAGUCAGCUGAGAGCGGAAAGCCACGACUUCUGCUAACAGCCGCCGUAGCCGCUGGUUAUGCAACAAUUGACAAGGCAUACGAGAUCAGCAAAUUAGCUGGCAUUUUAGACUUUAUCAACCUGAUGGCAUACGAUCUUCAUGGAAGCUGGGAUUCCCAGACAGGGCAUCACACUGCUUUGGAGGGUCCCACAGGUGAUAAACUUACAGUCUCCCACGCAGUGCAAUAUUGGAUGGAUAAGGGUAUGCCGUGUAAGAAAAUCGCUCUAGGAUUAGGAACUUAUGGCCGAGCAUUUAAGCUUGUCAAUCCGAAUAAGAAUGGACUGGGAGCUUCGGCCAGUGGAAAGGCUACCCCAGGGAAAUACACCAGAGAAGGGGGAUUCCUGUCCUAUUACGAGAUUUGUACAAUGGGUCUGACCGUGGUACAGGACAACACAGUGAAAGCCCCGUAUGGAUACAAAGGAGACCAGUGGGUGGGGUACGAUGAUGAGAUGAGUUUGACACUGAAAGUGAACUCUGUCAUUAAAGAAAAAAAUCUGCUGGGUGCCAUGUUCUGGGCGCUGGAUCUGGAUGAUUUCAAGGGUUCUUUUUGCAAAAAAGGGAGGUAUCCUCUGAUGAAUGCCGUCAAGCAAGCAUUAGGGGGAGGAGGCGGGGGAACAAGACCUCCCAUCCCCUCCCCAUGGCCAGAACCUAGUACCCAGCCCCCUUCUGCUGGGCCUCCUACAGGUGGACCUCCAUCUGGAUCUUGCCAUGCUAUAGGGGCGUGGCAAGGGAAUGCAGGCAUGGAUAAAUGGUGUAAUGAAAACUGUGCCCGGGGAAACUGUCCAGGGGAUUUGUGUGCAUGUACUUAAGAAAGCAAGAGGCCUUCUAUCGGACAAGAAGUAUCAGACUAAUCAUUGUAGUAGGGGAAAAGAGAACGCCUAUUAAACGUUGAAAGUGAAGGGAUUUGUGUUUGUGUGG
Molecule: messenger RNA, 2117 nt
Organism: Pocillopora verrucosa
Lineage: Eukaryota; Metazoa; Cnidaria; Anthozoa; Scleractinia; Pocilloporidae
Product: acidic mammalian chitinase-like
Biological process (GO): carbohydrate metabolic process; chitin catabolic process
Cellular component (GO): extracellular region
Molecular function (GO): chitin binding; chitinase activity
Source: RefSeq, a predicted model, not a curated record